Pseudomassariella vexata is the source of this 2073-nucleotide messenger RNA. RefSeq names its product calcineurin-like phosphoesterase. Bases 461 to 1771 code for a protein of 436 amino acids. Lineage: Eukaryota; Fungi; Ascomycota; Sordariomycetes; Amphisphaeriales; Pseudomassariaceae. Gene Ontology annotation, molecular function: endopolyphosphatase activity; phosphatase activity. Gene Ontology annotation, biological process: polyphosphate catabolic process. Gene Ontology annotation, cellular component: cytoplasm. The transcript has a single exon. The record is from RefSeq and is a predicted model, not a curated record.
GACACAACUCGGCUCUCGGCACCACAGUAGGCCAUGCACCACCAACCUCUUGACUCUUAUCCCUCACCUCACCAUGUCAGCAGCUUUUCUUCUUGGUACAUGUGUUUCUGUCCCGUAUUCGCCUCUUGCUCUUUUCAUGUUGUCCCAAACACCGUAGCAAGACCUGUGCACUUCCCAAUCGAUGCCCGGCUUGCCUCCAAGUCUCGGCGAUCCGAUCAUCCUCCAGGACCAAUUGAAACUCUCCUCAGCUCCUCACCAGACGGCGCAUAAAACUCACGGUUUCCUGAAUUCCCAACAGGCUGAAAGACGCUGGUCCUUGCUUCGGUAGAAAUACCAGACGGAACAACACAACUACGUGACAGACAGCGGAGCUGGCCAACGGGACACGACGUGAGACCUGGUUACGCGAACCAAUCUUCAGAGUUGCGUCACUCCGCAUCACCCGGCACAGCGAGUCAACAUGGUCGCCUGUCUACCCAUACACCUCAUACGGCGGCGUAUGGUGCCGUUGACAUUACUACUGCUUGUCACCGGGACUUUAUACCUCUGCUACGUCCGAUUCGAUCAGAUGCCCAUGUCAGCGCAAGGUUUUCUAUCUAAAGCCCCAUUCGACGCCAGCAGCUCCAAGUCCGAGACAUCAUCCGGCGACAACCCGUCCACCCCGAACGACGCAGCUACCGAGCAAAUAACGCAGACGCCUAUGUCCUACGGCACGUACGGUCGCCCCCCGCUGAAGAACCUGAUCCCACUUCGGACCCUAUCAACAGACCACCUACCCACGCCGUCCACCUCGUCGCCACACCUUAUCAUCAUCGGCGAUGUCCACGGCCAGCUGUCGGAGCUCAAAGCCCUCCUUACCAAGGCGGGAUACUCCAAGACGCGGGGCGACCAUGUUAUCUUCACCGGCGACCUGGUAGCGAAGGGUCCGGACUCAUCCGGAGUCGUGGCUCUGGCCAUGGAGAUUGGUGCCUCGGCUGUGAGGGGGAACCACGAAGACCGCGUGCUUCUGGCUUAUGAGAACAUGAACACUCUGCACGUCGGCACCAGCGACGAGCAGGAGGAGCCCGUCGCUGCGGGAGACCAGGACGAUAUGGCCGAGCCCGCCUUCUCGCACGGCGACUACAAGGCUAGAUCGGUAGCGCAGACUCUCACCUCGGCUCAACGGAGUUGGUUGAGCCAGUUGCCUGUCAUCCUGAAGCUGGGCCGGAUACCCUCGUAUGGCGACAUGGUGGUGGUACAUGCGGGGCUGGUGCCAAAUAUCCCGCUGGAGAACCAGGACCCUUGGGCGGUGAUGAACAUGCGCACACUCGUAUAUCCUGCGGAGCAGGUACGCCGUGAGCAGAUCAAGAAGCAAUUAGAAGAAGCGGCGAAGAAGUCUGGCGGCAAGCAAAAGAAGAUCCCGGAUUCCGAAGUCGACGCCGCGAUGGAGGCUUCCCGACAACGGGGGGAAGGCACGGGCGAUCACGACGUAGCGCUGCCCAUCGACGGGCGAGAUGGACAGUUCUGGAGCGAGGCGUGGAAUGAGGCGCAGAAGGAGCUCGAUGCGCGGGAUCGGAUAAAUGUUGUUUACGGCCACGAUGCGAAGACAGGGCUCAACCUGGGAAAGUACACAUACGGGCUGGAUAGCAGCUGUGUCAAGGGGGGCCAACUGACGGCGCUGGUGUUUGAGCCUGGGCGAGCGGGAAAGGUGACGCACCGGGUUGUAAGUGUGUCUUGCGAGGCGGCUAAGGAUUUGGAAAAAGGGAAGGAUGACGACUCGCAUGAAAAGUAAAGCCGAGGAGAGGAGGGAAAUGAUCGGAAGGGUUGCGUCUUGCAUUUUCAGGGCGUUGGCACGGUGGGUAUUCUGGCAUUUGAGAUAGGCCUGGAAAGGCCAACAGUACAAUGUGGAAUGGCGUUGGAUGGGUUGUCAAAAGCUGACAGAAGUGUGUAUUUGAAGUUUGUAUAUGUUUGGCUAAUACCCCGUCGCUCGAUAUAGGGCUUCGAUUCAAAACAAGAUGUUAGAGUAUAUUACCACUGUGUUAAGUCACUUUCAAAAUCUGCUGUCAGUUUCUUAUAAACCUGUUUUGCUUAUGA